AAAGAAAUGAAAGGGGGUUAAAAUUGAACCAAGUUGGUUGUGGUUGAAUGACAAAAGGUUAAAAAAGAGUGUUUGGAUUGGUGAUAUAUGUGCUUUUUGGGCAGUACAAAAGUGAAAAAAUACCACAAGGGUUAGCAGCAACAGCAACAGCAACAGCAGCAGUAGCUGCACCAGUAGAGUACAUACAGAGAGAGAAAGAGAAAGAGAGAUGGCAGUGAUGAUGAGGUUACAAAGACCUUUAAUCUUAUAACUGACAAAAACACUGCUAACCAUAGCAGUACCAAAACCAGUGGCAUCUAAACAAGGCUGGCAACUUGGCUCUUAUCAUAUAAAGCUCAAAUAAAGGAAUCCUUGUUUGCCACUUUUUAAUUGCUCUGCAAAUUCUCAUCCUCUUCUUUUUCUUCUUCUCUAUUAACCAAAUCAAUAGAAUUGUUUAAACAUAUAUGAGAGAGGGAGUGAUGGGUUAGGCAUAUUUGUUGAAUAAGUUAUGGAAUUUGGGAAGUUGAAUGGCAGAGAGUUUCAGAUUUCAGAGUGGUGCCAGAUACAGAAGAAGAAGAACAAUAGUACAGAAGAGGAACAAGCGUAAUCAAUCAAAAACUGGAAAGAGAAAAGCAGAACAAGGGUCUGAGUCUGGAUCCUCAGAGGAAUCAGCAGCACCAUUAUCAUCCCAACCAAAAUCAAAAUCAAGAUUCAGUUGGCAAAGAAGAAGAAGAAAAUCAAGAACAAUCAGAAAACGAACCUCAGCUUUAUCUUCAUCCUCAACAACAACAACCAUUUUUCAAUCAAAAUCAAUUGCUUUAUGGAAGGUUAGAUUCACAACAAUUACUUCCACCACAGCCUCCGCCUCCGCCACCGAAGAAACGUUCGUAUUUGCCUUCUUCGUCUUCAUUGGGGCAAAACGUCGAACAUGCAACAUUGCGUGGAAAAAUGGGAGAAACGUCAAGAUUGGGUAUAAGGAAUACUGUAGGAGAGAUUGUAGAAGUUCAAGGAGGUCACAUUGUGAGGUCUACAGGGCGGAAAGACCGCCACAGCAAGGUUUGCACAGCCAAAGGCCCCAGAGACCGCCGUGUGCGUCUCUCUGCUCAUACUGCUAUUCAGUUUUACGAUGUUCAAGACCGCCUUGGUUAUGACAGACCUAGUAAAGCUGUGGAUUGGCUUAUAAAAAAGGCGAAACCCGCCAUUGAUGAGCUAGCUGAGUUACCUGCCUGGAAACCUACAAUUGGUUCUGUAUCUGCUGCUGCUGCUACUAACACUAAUAUUGAACAAGAGCAGGCUCAAAAACAGCAAGAAGAUAACAACUUUGCAUUUCAACAAGGAAAUGUUAGUUUGUUUGAUAAUGUUGCUGGCCCUUCAAGUAAAAGAGCAAUGGAGAGUAAUACUGCUAGCUUUCUGCCUCCAUCUUUAGAAUCUGAUGCUAUUGCUGAUACCAUUAAGUCCUUUUUUCCAAUGGGUUCUUCAACCUCAGGUAACUCUUCAGCUAUGCAGUUCCACAGCUUCCAAGAACCCCAUAUGUUGUCAAGAACCAAUAGCCAGAACCAAGAUUUGAGUCUCUCUUUACAGUUUCAAGAUCCUAUUUUGCUUCACCACCAGAACCAGCAAGCUCAACACCAUAACCAAACUAACCAUAGGGAACAAGAGCAAGUGCAGGUUCAAGCACCAGCCCACUUCACAGGAAACACCCCACUUGGGUUUGACACCUCUGGCUGGUCUAUGCAUCAGAGACUUGGUUCUUGGAGUGACAGUAGAGACACUGGCCCUGGUGGUAGUGGUGGAGCAGUAACAGGACCUGGUGGGUACUUGUUCAAUUCGCCACCAGCACCGGCGCUGCUGCAGCAGCUAUUCGGCCAAAAUCAGUUUUUUUCUCAGAGGGGACCCCUUCAGUCCAGUAACACAUCUUCGGUUCGAGCAUGGAUGGACCCAUCAACUAUAGCAAUUGCCUCAGGUGAUCCAAGUCAUCACCAUCAAGCUGUUUUACCAAUGUAUCCAUCAACAAUUCCUGGUUAUGGAUUUGCCUCUGAAGUAGGCGAAUUCUCUGGGUUUCGUAUUCCUGCUCGAAUCCAAGGUGAAGAAGAGGAGCACGAUGGCAUUUCCGAUAAGCCAUCCUCUGCUUCCUCUGAUUCUCGCCAUUGAAUUAGCUCCAAAAAUUUGAUCUUUCUCAAAAUCCCUGACAGGGAUAUGCUCUACUUGAAUGCAAUUGGAACUUACAGAAGUGAUGCUGCCAAAGAGCCUGGAGAUGGAGAAUGAGAGAGUUCAUUAUAGAGUCUGAUUCAAUGGCACAUACACCGUGUCGAAAAGAAUCCUGAUCCUUGUUUCAGGUUCUUCGAUCCGGUCUAAUAUUAUUAGUUAUUUAACUUUCUUGAUUUUGUUCUUGUGUAAUUGAGCUUUUCUAGCUCAACAAGCUACUUUAGGAGUGUUAUGUGUUUGGCCAGACUUGUCAUAUUGCUGCUGUUUGCUAAAAUUUCAUGAUUUUGGAGACUUUCAAGCUAGAAUUGGUAAUGUUUUGUUAGAAUUUUUUAAGUCUUGAAAGCCAUUCUUAGUAAUAGUUCCUGAAUUUGAUGGAGGUUUCUUUAA
Molecule: messenger RNA, 2571 nt
Organism: Solanum tuberosum (potato)
Lineage: Eukaryota; Viridiplantae; Streptophyta; Magnoliopsida; Solanales; Solanaceae
Product: transcription factor TCP4
Exons: 2
Coding region: 928-2130 (400 amino acids)
Cellular component (GO): nucleus
Molecular function (GO): sequence-specific DNA binding; DNA-binding transcription factor activity
Source: RefSeq, a predicted model, not a curated record